ACCAUAGUGAGGGAGUCGGAGUUGAGGAAAAGAAAAAAGUUAGCCAGGCAUCACAAAGAAGGCAGCGUUCAGUUCAUCAACAUCAGAGCAUUUCAUUUUUGAUCGUCGCUGAGGAACUGGUUGGGGGACUGAUGAUACGCUCUGAAUAAAUUGGCUUCAAGUUAACAGGUCUGUUUCAAACUUGGAAAGAUGCAUUUUUGCACGACGUGGUCCGUUGCGCUCCUGCUGCCUCUGCUAAUAUCAGCACAGUAUCAAGGGGACCACGGAAUAGUGGUGCCGGAGCAUGGAUUUUGCCAGCCGAUUUCGAUACCUCUAUGUACGGACAUAGCCUAUAACCAAACCAUCAUGCCUAACUUAGUGGGACAUUACAACCAGGAGGACGCAGGGCUCGAGGUGCACCAGUUUUACCCCCUUGUGAAGGUACAGUGCUCUCCGGAGCUGAAGUUUUUUCUGUGCUCCAUGUAUGCGCCUGUGUGCACAGUCCUGGAGAAAGCCAUUCCGCCCUGCAGGUCAAUCUGCGAGAGGGCCAAGCAGGGCUGCGAGGCUCUCAUGAACAAGUUUGGUUUUCAGUGGCCGGACCGAUUGCGAUGUGAGAACUUCCCAGUUCUGGGAAAUGGACAAAUCUGCGUGGGCCAAAACAACUCUGACCCCACCAUCCCUCCCAUCAUGGCUGUCCCGGGGACCCAGGACCCCCCUAUAGUCUCCUCGCGCGAGAAGCCGUUCCGGUGUCCAUCAGUUCUCCAAGUGCCCCCGUAUUUGAAUUACACUUUUUUAAAUGAGAAGGACUGUGCGGCUCCAUGUGAGUCGUCAAGGAGCGGCGGGAAUAUGUUUUUUAGCAAUAGAGAGAUUCACUUCUCUCGCAUAUGGAUCCUGGUCUGGUCUGUGCUUUGUUGUGCGUCUACGUUAUUCACAGUAACCACAUAUUUGGUUGACAUGCAACGCUUCAGAUACCCCGAGCGACCUAUCAUUUUCCUGUCUGGCUGCUACACCAUGGUAUCUAUAGCAUACAUAGCUGGCUACUUCCUCGGGGACAGGGUGGUGUGCAAUGACAGCUUCAACCCCGAUGGCUAUAAGACCAUUGUCCAAGGCACCAAAAAGGAAGGCUGCACCAUCCUCUUCAUGAUGCUCUAUUUCUUCAGCAUGGCCAGCUCCAUCUGGUGGGUCAUCCUGUCCCUCACCUGGUUCCUGGCAGCAGGUAUGAAGUGGGGUCACGAAGCCAUCGAGGCCAACUCACAGUACUUUCACCUGGCAGCCUGGGCAGUGCCGGCCGUCAAGACCAUCAGCAUCCUGGCCAUCGGGCAGAUCGAAGGCGAUGUGCUCAGCGGUGUCUGCUUCGUGAGUCUCAGCAACCUGGAUCCGCUACGGGGCUUCGUCUUGGCCCCUCUCUUCAUUUAUCUCUUCAUCGGCACCUCCUUCCUGCUGGCCGGCUUUGUGUCGCUGUUCAGAAUCCGCACCAUCAUGAAACACGACGGCACCAAGACGGAGAAGCUGGAGAGGCUGAUGGUGCGGAUAGGAGUGUUCAGCGUGCUCUACACCGUCCCCGCCACUAUCGUUAUCGCCUGCUUCUUCUACGAGCAGGCCUUUCGGCCACACUGGGAGCGGAGCUGGGUCAGUCACAACUGCAGGAGCCUGGCCAUUCCCUGCCCCGUGCAGGCUGGACCCCACAUGACCCCGGACUUCACCGUCUACAUGAUUAAAUACCUGAUGACACUGAUAGUGGGCAUUACUUCUGGUUUCUGGAUCUGGUCUGGAAAGACUCUACACUCCUGGCAUAAGUUCUACACAAGGCUCACUUAUGGCAAGCAGGGAGAGACCACUGUGUAGUUGAAAGGGACAUCCAAAUGUCCUGGCACUACUUUUGCUGUGUUUUAUUACCUGCUCCUUAUGUGAUAGGUGAGUAGGACAGUGAAUAGCUACAGGUUUUUACAGCAGUGGCAUUUGCCUCGGCUUCAUAGUCACACUUGCAUGCCAAAAUGAGGGUUAGGCUUUGACAGGAUAAGUUGGAUAAACACAGACUGAACCUGACGGUCUGAACAAACAACAAUCAUGGCUAUGGAUGUCAUGUGCUGAGAAGCUCUCCCCGCUCUCUUUGGCUCUUCUCUUAAAGCCGCCAUAAACUCCCAACAGAGCGAGGAUCCAAUAGGCGAGAAGACAAGGAACGAGCUGUGGAAAAAAGACUGUUUUGCUGUCUCUCUGUAAAGAUUCCAUAUACAAUUAAAUUACAUUGUAAAUAGUAUUUGUAAAGACAUAAAAUUAUAUAUUUGUAUUUAAAUCUGUCAAUGUACCUACUUUACUUUUGCACUGUAAAUAUGCAAUGAACUGACUUUUUUUGUUUGUUUUUUUUUGUAAUUCCUACUUAUAUAUGUCAUGUUUUUAUGACAACAGUGUCUACAUUUCAAUCUUCUGGAUGAUUUACAGUUUUUUUUUUUGGCACACUACUUUGUUACAGUAUCUCUUCCUUAACAAAAAACACAUGCUGAGUCUCUGCAGAAUGAAUCUUCAACCGCUGUGUCAAAGGUUUGAUUUUUUUUUUUUUUUUUUUUAAUUUGUAGUUAAGGCGGAAACUUGUGUUUCCAAUGUUUUGCCUCACCAUAUGUUCAGUAUUCUUUUUUUAUAAUUAAAUUUUCUUGGUAACUAA
Molecule: messenger RNA, 2638 nt
Organism: Mugil cephalus (flathead mullet)
Lineage: Eukaryota; Metazoa; Chordata; Actinopteri; Mugiliformes; Mugilidae
Gene: fzd2
Product: frizzled class receptor 2
Exons: 1
Coding region: 190-1824 (544 amino acids)
Biological process (GO): non-canonical Wnt signaling pathway; canonical Wnt signaling pathway
Cellular component (GO): plasma membrane
Molecular function (GO): Wnt-protein binding; Wnt receptor activity
Source: RefSeq, a predicted model, not a curated record